AUGGCAAAUUAACAAACAAAUAUCAACUCUUUUAAUGAUGAAUUCAGAAUAACCAAUACUUCUAAGGAAGAAUUAUUUGAAAAGGCGAAAUCCCUUUACUAAAGUGAAUAGAAAAUUCUAUAUGCUAUGGAAAUAUUUAAUGUAAUAAAUUAUUAGAAUAUUAGUUUAUAGCAGACGGUGUAGAUAAUGUCUUGUAAAUAUUAUAAAAUUCUUUAUUAUAACUAUUACAACAUUAAGAUAAUCGAAUCUAAGAAUUAACCAUACAAAUUAUAUCAAAAUUACUUUUAAAACACAAUUUCCAGGAAUUAAGCAGAUAAGUUUUAGAUUUAUUGUUGGAUGAAAUUAUUUGGGAUGAAGAGGCCCUUUAUACUUAUGAUGACACCUAUAAAUUUGCAAAAUAACUCCUCAAAGAGCCAUUCCCAGACAUUUAAAAUAACAUUAAGGUAUAAGAACCAAUAUUUAUUCAUAAACAUUAUUAUACUAACAAAAAAUAAUUCUACAACAUUUAAGGUUUAUUGGGAUCAAUGUAAUUAUUUCUAUAACAUAAAUACAAUUUCGAUAAAUGUAUUGAAGUAAUUGAAAUCAUUUAAAGGACAUCAAAACACUCAAAUAAAUAUGUAAGAUAAUAUGCAUAGAAAUUUGUUCAUCAUCUUCUUCAAAAAUAUGAGAGCAAUGAGUAUUAAACAAUUAUUGUUUCAACAAUUUAAUAAGGUUUGAUGGAUGAAUCACUUGAAGUGAGAAUGUAAGCACUUAUGGAAUAUUAAACUCUGAAUCCAAAAGAUAAAGAUUGUUUUAUAAUACCUUUACUUAACAAUUGCCAUACUGAUAAUUUGAUGGAAAUUGCUAUCAACAUUGUUCAAGAGCAAUUUCUUUCAUUUGGAGGUCCUCCUUUUUUGGGUCUCAUUACAAUAAUAAAAGAUAGAUUCCUCAAUGAAUGUCUCAUCUAUAAUUAUAAUUGUACAACAAAUCAAUAUUAUUAAAUCAGAAUUAGUGGACUAUUAACUCUUUAAACAGUAAUCUUAUUCUUAAACCAAACACCGAAUUAAUUGCCAUAUAAUGAAAUAUUGAAGGUAGCCUAAAAUUGCACUUUAUUUGAAAUCAAUCCUAUGGUCAGAUAGGCUGGAUUUAGUUUGAUGUAUCAUUUAAUAAGAUUAAAUAUUUUUGAUCUUAUGCAAUAUCAAUAAAAAAUUAUAGAUAAUUGCUUAUUACAUCUAAGUGAUGCUUUGGAAUGCAAAGUAUUUUGUUCAAAAAUAUUGGCAUUACUUAAUGAUCAUACUGAUUUAAUAAAAUAUUUCCAAUAAAAAAUUUAAGUUGUUAAGGAUAAGGAAGUAGCUUAUUAAGAUUUUGUUAGACUUUUUCCAAAUUCAGAAGAGGCAUAAAUUCUUUUAUAAUAAAAUUUAGAUGCUUAAGGAGGGAAAGAUAAACUUGUAAGUACACAUCAAUCUUAAACAUUACUUGGGAUUACUAUGUGUUUUAAGGAAAUCUCCAUUUUAAAACCAGAUGAAUAAGUAUUAAAAUAAUUGAUUAUAAUGAUAUCCUCUUGUUUGAAAUCUAUAGACUAGCAAAGUCAUUUCAUUUUAUAAUGUUUGAUUGAAGGAUUAUAAGAGUUAAAGAUGUUUUAAGGAUUACCAAUCAAAUUACUAGAUAAAACAGAAAUCUUGGCUUUUAUGAAAUAAUAAAAUGAGACAGAAUUGUUGGAUAGAAUAGAUGAGAUAGUUGAAACAAAUAAAUGA
Molecule: messenger RNA, 1733 nt
Organism: Paramecium sonneborni
Lineage: Eukaryota; Ciliophora; Oligohymenophorea; Peniculida; Parameciidae
Source: the annotation of a GenBank genome assembly